GCCACCCAAAAAAAUGAAAAAUUGAUAAAAAAGGCAUUUUGGGGCUUUUCAGUCGGUAUUUCGUAUCUCAGCCAAAAUUCAAGCUUUAGGGCUAAAAAUUUGAAUUUAUGCCUAAAAAAAUUUGCUCUACAAGAUGGGCUACCUCCGAUCUCGAUCUGCGAUAUCGAUUGAGCACCCAUAUCGGGAAAUCGGUUGUCUUUCUCGUGCAAUGACUCAUAUAGAUAUCAUGCAGGAAAAGAAGCAAUUAACUACUCUGGAGACAGCGAAUUCAAAGCCCAGUUUAUCUAAUUUCGAAAUGGAGGUAAUUUUUAAGUAGCCUAAAAAAAGGACCUAUUGAAUAUUUUUUUAGAUCACAGACUACAAAAGGAAAAAAUGCGACUUUACUAAUAAGCUUAAACAUGAUAUUCGGCACAAAAGCAGUGAAGUAAAACUGAAAUAGCUAUCAUUUUUCUACUAUUUCUUGUUGUUGUCUAAAUUCCCUUAAUAAAAUAGCAGAAUAAUUGUUUCGUCUCUAGAGACCAGCGAGUCUAAGAAUUUCUGGUUUCUAGACCGCAUAUUAUACGGCAAUGAAUUUUCAUGUCUCGUUUUCUUCGCGAACAUGGAAGGGGAAAAAUCUCAAAAUGCGAUGUUUUCAAAAGCAUUUGUUUUGUUAUAUUUUUAUUUACAUUGAAAUAUACUUUUAUAAUUAAACUUUCCUUCAAUUCUUAGUGAGCGCAGAGCAAUGAAACUAAUCACCAAUACUUAUACACAAAAUUUCAAAAAUAUUCAUUCUAUCUUUCAUUAAAGAGUUUUUGUGAAGGUCAGAAAGACGUCUUCAAAUGUUCACAAGAUUUCUAAAUGGCAUAUAGGCAACUAGAAAAAGAAACGGUAACGGCAAAAGCUCUUUUCUUACAGAACUACAUGGAUCUAGACCCAAUUGAUGAAAACAUUUCGACUAAGAGCAUACCAAUUAAAAAUUUUUGAACCAGGACCUACAUGAGAAAAGACUUUAGACACCAAGCUCAUGGGUUCACUGUCUUAUUGGUUCAAGGUUGAGCGAAACUAAUACCUUACUGUUUUUCUUUCACUUUUUAAAAAAAAACUUAAUGAUUUCUGAGUAAUGCGAACAAGAAUUUUAAGAAAUAAAAAAAAUUCUAAUGUGAAUUGAUUUUUCAAUUAGGGACUGACUAUUGAAAAAUUUUAGGCGCGGAACUAGCUAGAACCCGACAAGCUCUAUUUGUCUCUGUUUAGAAAAGUGAACGUUGACGCGCUUGAUUGAAAUUCAGAAAAAAUUUCACCUAUCGCUAAUUCUUAAAAACCAGCAGGGCACCGCCCGGUCACCCAUAAUUUUCUGGUUACGCCACUAGAUCAAAACUUGAAAUAAACAUCUAGAACAAAAUGUUUUCAUACAAUUUGUUGUUUUAACUAGAGUAUAAAACAGAGUGUGUCCCUCAAAUAAAACAUAUUUAAGAUGUUUUAUUUUUGUCUGACGUACUUGGCAUUGUGAUAUAUGCUUCUGAUUUAAAGCAACUAUUAACUUCAUAUAUUAAGAAUACAGAAAAGAAACAAACGUAUAAAUGUACCUAAUAGAUAUAUGGAGAGCAUAUUGCGACAUCUGUCACCUUUACUAAAACUACCCACGAAAAUAUUUUGCAAUAAUUAUUAAUAAUUAUAAAUUGAUUCGAACAAAUAUAGAUUCAGAUAAAUCUUUUUCUGUUCCUAUUUUUAUUAAAAAAAGAUACAAAAUGUACUUCGAUUAUUAUUGAUUCAUGAGAAAACAAUACCAAUAGUCCGGCAGAUAUAAAAUAAAGGAGAAAAUUCACAGAAAAACAGGUUCAUAUAAAAGACUGUCUUAUUAGUAUUUUUGCACAUAAAUUUUUAGAUUUUUUCAUCAUUUCAUUAUAUUGAUUAUUUUCUCUAUAAUGACAUCUAACAAACGAAAACGAAUGGCAGCCAUUAAUCAUUAUCAAUUUCAACAAUUUCUGGAAUUGAAUUUGUCAAACGAUCUUGCAGAUAUAAUUUUUUUUAAACUAGGAAUUAGAUCCUACACUGGAUUAAUACAAUGUGAUGAUUUUCAAUGCGAAUUGCUUGAAAUGCAUAAUUUUAUUGAUGAAAAAGUUCGAUUAAAUUUGUUUUUAUAUCAAGAUCCAUUAUGUUUGUCAACUCCAAAUGGAGUAAAGAAGGGUAUUAUACGUGAAUUGAAUAUUUUUCGUGAAGAAUGCAAAAAGCAAGUCGUGAACCACAAAAUGAAUCCAAGCAAUUCAGGUAUAUAUAUAUAUGGAAAGAGAUUGUACAGAGAGAUGAAAGAUAUGUGUAUUAGAUGCUUGCUAGUGUCAAAAUUUGCCUAAAUAUAUUUGUAAUAUUUCUGUUUUCGAACAAGUGAAUAUUUAUUUAUUUUAUUUUAAAAAAAUCAGCAAAUGAUAUAAAAAAGAACAUUUCUAAAGAUCUCAUACCCCAUAUUUUUGGUUCAUGCCCACCAGACUGGUUGUAUUUCUAAUGCUUCGUUAAGACUUCUAAAAAAUAUGUUUAAUGAUAAAAAAGAAUUAAGUUAUGUACUUAGAGUAACAGUUAUAGAACUCAUUUGAGUGAAACAUUUUACUUAAUAAAAACUUCAAACUUACUUUUUUGGAAGAAAAUUUUAUAGAUAUAUUUCUUUUACUGUAUGAAAGAUAGAUUCUAUUGACUCGAAACUCCUGAGUUUUAUUGCUAAAUUUUCAAAGAUUUGCUAAGACAAACCAACUCUAUUAAAUUAUGCCCGAUUUUCAUAAAACAUUUUCUAAAUUCUUAUUGAGCAUGAAUUAGUUAGCUAAAAUUAAAAAUUCUGAAACCCUUUUCAGAAUGAAACGCAAUCAUAAUUAUGAAUUGGUUGUGUGACUUAAGUAUUUGAAAAAGUCUAUAAAAGAAGCACGUCGUUGAUAGUGCCAAAUUUCUACUGGUGAAAACAGAAAUCAUUCUAUAGACAAUAGAUCUCAUAAUGCAAUCGUUACGGUUUCAUGUAAAUCUCAUCAAUUUUGGAAAGUUAUGGUAUGCGAAAAAUUGAUUGAAUUCAGUUAUAUUUUUCUAGUCAUUAUUCAUUAGUUUUUUGAGACCAUAACAUAUAAUUUCUUUUAUUUAAUUUUAAGGAAAUAGUAGCAGUACACAAUGUGAAUAUGCAUCUCAUAGUAUUUCCAAACGAAUCAAAACACAAGCCAAUGUUUCUGUAAUAAGCACAUACAAUGCUCGAAAUCAUGACAAUUUGGACGACGAUCAAUUCAAUUACAGAGAAGUAUAUCGUUUAUUUUAUUUUUUACAUUUUAUCUUUUGCUAUAUUUUAGAAACCAAUCACUAAUGAUGAUGGUUCAACUGAUUGGUCUUUUCAUCAAGACGAAGCUUCAAUUUAUGAAACAAAGUCUGAUACUAUCAAAGUUAUCUACAAUUACAUUAUUAAAGAAGAAACACAUAUUUAUAUAACGAGACAACGUAUUAAUCAUUUUUUCUGUACACAUAUGAAAAUUAGUUAUGAAAGUAAGGCUGUACUGUUUUAA
Molecule: messenger RNA, 3503 nt
Organism: Rotaria sp. Silwood2
Lineage: Eukaryota; Metazoa; Rotifera; Eurotatoria; Philodinida; Philodinidae
Source: the annotation of a GenBank genome assembly